CCCCUCUUCCCCCCUCCAAUAACGCCUGAAAUGCUAGCAACUGUAAUUUGAAAUUUGAGAGUUACUGUUACAAGCUGACAUUCUUUUUACGUGACUGCCCAGCAGCGUUUUGCAGGGCAGGGUAAUUUGUUCGAGUGUGUUUUUAUCAGCACAUGAAUAGAUAAAUUACUAUCUUUGGCUUUUUUGAUCUGACCUAACACAGCAGCACUGUUUGCAGUUUUAUCAAUAAUAAGAUAUCGAUGAUAGGCUGCCUUUUUUUCCUUUUUUUUUCUUUUUUUUUUCUGUCAAAACUAUUAACUGCAGAAGAAUGAAACUUUAAAGAUUGAUAUUUUAGUGAAAGGGUGUGUUUUUAUUCCCCACUCCCUCUUGGGAUCAUGCCCAAACUUAUUUCUGCAUAUGUUUUAGUUACUUUCCAAACUGUAGUCCUGUAAAGCACUACAAUUCUCUAAUCUAGCUCUUUUUUUUUUUUCUUUUUCAAAAUAGAAAGCACUUUUCUCUGCCUGUGACAGCACAAUUAAACUCCUGUCCUGUUAGAAACCUCUUAAUUUUCAUCUACAGUUCACCAUUUAAAAACAAACAAAAAAACCUCUUCUGUAUUCUUUCCUCUAAUUUAUCUUAACUUUCUUUUUCUUUUCUCCUAGUUCUCCUUCGAAUUUUCUACCAUCUGUAGCAAUAUGUACGUAGUGAUUCAUCUUUAGAGAAUAGAAAAGGCAUCAGCUGUAGGUAUAGAUAUCUGCCUUGGCAAUGGGGAAACCUGUGUGAGAGGAAUGGGAGUGAAAGCAGGUUACCGUCCUAUUCCAACAGACCCUUACCUGGGAGGGAAUUCACCCUUGCCACCCCCUGUAAGUGACAGGAUGAGAAAGAGACGGGCUUUUGCUGAUAAAGAGUUGGAGAACAUUAUGCUAGAGAGAGAGUAUAAAGAGAGGGAGAUGAUGGAAGCUACACAAGCAGCUGCCCUUUUCCUCCCUAACCGCAUGGUGCAUGGAGCUGAAUACAACUCCUAUAAGACAGCCUUCAACACUACUCAAGUUGAUACUCCAAACAAGGAGUUUUGCAAUUUUUUACCGACCUGCCUUGAUCUAACCAUGCAGUGUUCAGGAUCCAGCAACAUGGAACUGAUUUCUUCAAAUGUCAGUGUAGCUACUACCUAUAGACAGUAUCCCCUGCCUUCUAGGUUCUUAAUGUGGCCAAAAUGUGGCCCCAUUAGUGAUGCUGUCCUCUACCAACAAUGCCUAUUAAAUGCUACUACUGUCCAAGCUCUCAAACCUGGGGCAGGUUGGGAUGCUAAGGUGUCACAAAGUCAGGACUGUUCAAAUACUGAGCAUGACAUCAUGCCUCCAAAACUGGAAAAUUCACUUGUUCUGACCCAUGCUCAAGACAUUCAGCAGCCAUGUAAUGAGAUACCGUGCCUUCCUCAGGAAGCUCGUGAAAGAUCAGCUUUCUCUCCUCCAAAAAGGACUUUCUCUCAGAUUUCUAAUAAGGAUUCUCUGGCUCAUCAGGAGCAGCUAUUAAGCAAGAUCAGCAAAACCAGUACCAAACUUCCUCUCAAAUACGCUCCAUUUCAAUUGAUGUUCCACCAAACAUUUCCUGAUGGGUCAGGAGCAGAGCUGAGAACAUCAUUUGUGAAAGAGAAUUUUGAAGAUGCUUCUAAGAAAUACAGAGAGUGUGCUAUUAAAGAGAACCAAAAAUACAAGUUUGCAACAGAUAAAUGCACAAAAAACUUUUCUGGGGCUAAACAGGCAACAGCAAAACUUCCAACAACAGAGCCACUGUCAUUUUCAGUUGAAUCCAUCCUUAAAUGACCUUGUGCAGUUACUAAUAUCUCUCAGUGAAUAAACUAUACCUUUAGUGUAGAGAGUUUGUGUGCUUUGCCUUCUGAAGAAUU
This is a messenger RNA of Pezoporus flaviventris, 1885 nucleotides long. RefSeq names its product doublesex and mab-3 related transcription factor 2 (gene DMRT2). NCBI's taxonomy places the organism in Eukaryota, Metazoa, Chordata, Aves, Psittaciformes, Psittacidae. The record is from RefSeq and is a predicted model, not a curated record. Gene Ontology annotation, biological process: regulation of transcription by RNA polymerase II; sex differentiation. Gene Ontology annotation, cellular component: nucleus. The transcript has 2 exons. Bases 768 to 1802 code for a protein of 344 amino acids. Gene Ontology annotation, molecular function: RNA polymerase II cis-regulatory region sequence-specific DNA binding; DNA-binding transcription factor activity, RNA polymerase II-specific.